This is a messenger RNA of Canis lupus familiaris (dog), 4997 nucleotides long. It is a transcript of the gene ZMYM4, whose product is annotated as zinc finger MYM-type containing 4. Gene Ontology annotation, molecular function: zinc ion binding. The record is from RefSeq and is a predicted model, not a curated record. Lineage: Eukaryota; Metazoa; Chordata; Mammalia; Carnivora; Canidae. The transcript is spliced from 32 exons. Bases 441 to 4997 code for a protein of 1518 amino acids.
CGCCGCGAGCGGCCGUGCCUGCAGUGUGGGCGGGGGCCGGGGGCCCGGAGGAGCCGCCGCCGCCGCCGCGGUUCCGAGCGGGGCCCAACAUGGCGGAGAGAGAGGUGGAGUCCGGCCCCCGAAAGAGGGAACAUCGUGAUCAAUUAGCCACUGCCAAAGAUCCCUGCGGGCCAAAGCAUUCUGAUUACCGGAAACCCAACCCCCUUUUGCGGUACUGAGAAGAGUCACUAGGAAGUCCCUUUCUGAACCCGGCUAAGAACCUGGGACACUGGCAUAAUUCUCUGGGAAACAUCUGGCCAGUAGGAGUGCCACUGAAACCUGCUGGGCAGCGGCCCUCAGCGGUGCUGACAAAACUUGCUGGGAAGCUACCCAUGGUUGUAUAGUUUGAGCAGAAAACUGGUGCAGUUUUUGAUGAAAUUGUAGAGAACUGUGGUGGUAUCAUGGAUACAGAAAUGUCUGAAGAUAUAGACCACAACUUAACUCCUACCCUUGACAGCAUGUCUUAUGGAAUGCCGAAUCAAACAGGAUCUGAAAAUUCAUUGCUGGAUGAAGAUGAUUAUUUUUUGAACUCUGGGGAUCUUGCAGGAAUUCCAGUCGUUGGUAGUGACAAUGAGGAUGAACAGGAUUUUAGUUCAAAGGACAAUAUUGUUUCUUCAAUUCAUACUGAUGAUAGCUUGGAAGUAGAGAGAAGAGUCACACAGCAUGAAUCAGACAAUGAAAAUGAAAUACAGAUUCAAAAUAAAUUAAAAAAAGACUUUCCUAAACAGUUUGAUCAGGUUUCUGUCUUUAAAUCAAUACGGAAAGAUUUUAGUCUAGUAAGAGAAAACAGCAAAGAGACAUUUUCUGGAAAGGAGAAAAAUAGAGACCUAACUUAUCAUGAACGUGAAAAACGGUUGGAUAAACCCCAUAAAGAGUUGGAUUCAAGGUUGAAAAGCAGUUUUUUUGAUAAAGCAGCUAAUCAAGUUGAAGAAACAUUACAUACCCAUUUACCACAAACCCCAGAAACAAACUUUAGGGAUUCCAGCUAUCCAUUUGCCAAUAAAGAAUCCAUUGGUUCGGAACUGGGAAAUUCCUUUGCAUCAAAUAUUAGAAUUAAAGAAGAACCUUUGGAUGAUGAGUAUGACAAAGCAAUGGCACCACAGCAGGGACUACUAGACAAAAUUAAAGAUGAACCUGACAAUGCUCAAGAGUAUAGUCAUGGCCAACAGCAAAAAACUCAAGAAGGGGAAUUGAAAAUUAGUGCUGUCUUUUCAGUCAGUGGCAGUCCUCUUGCUCCACAGUUGACUACUGGCUUUCAGCCUUCACUGGCGUCAUCUGGCAUGAAUAAAAUGCUUCCUUCAGUUCCAGCCACAGCUGUUCGAGUUUCCUGUUCUGGUUGUAAAAAAAUCCUUCAGAAGGGGCAAACUGCUUAUCAGAGGAAAGGGUCUACUCAGCUUUUCUGCUCCACGCUGUGCCUCACUGGAUAUACAGUUCCACCUGCCCGCCCACCGCCUCCUCCCACCAAGAAAACUUGUUCAAGCUGCUCAAAAGAUAUUUUAAAUCCAAAGGAUGUGAUCAGUGCCCAGUUUGAAAAUAGCACCACUAGUAAAGAUUUUUGCAGUCAGUCAUGUCUAUCAACAUAUGAACUGAAAAGGAAACCUGUUGUCACCAUAAAUACGAACAGCAUUUCAACCAAAUGCAGCAUGUGUCAGAAGAAUGCUGUUAUUCGACAUGAAGUUAAUUACCAGAAUGUGGUACAUAAACUUUGCAGUGAUGCCUGCUUCUCCAAGUUUCGCUCUGCCAACAACCUCACCAUGAACUGUUGUGAGAACUGUGGGGGAUACUGUUACAGUGGCUCUGGGCAGUGCCACAUGCUUCAGAUAGAGGGCCAGUCUAAGAAGUUCUGUAGCUCUGCGUGUGUCACAGCAUAUAAGCAGAAAUCAGCCAAAAUUACACCAUGUGCGCUUUGCAAAUCAUUGAGAUCCUCAGCAGAAAUGAUUGAAAAUACCAAUAGCUUGGGAAAGACAGAGCUUUUCUGUUCUGUUAAUUGCUUAUCUGCUUACAGAGUUAAAAUGGUUACUUCUGCAGGUGUACAAGUGCAGUGUAACAGUUGCAAAACCUCAGCAAUCCCGCAGUAUCACCUCGCCAUGUCAGAUGGAAGUAUACGCAACUUCUGCAGCUAUAGCUGUGUUGUCGCAUUCCAGAAUUUGUUCAACAAACCAACAGGAAUGAAUUCUUCAGUAGUGCCCUUGUCUCAGGGCCAAGUAAUUGUAAGCAUCCCCACAGGUUCAACCGUGUCCUCAGGAGGGGGUAAUACUUCUGCCGUUUCUCCCACCUCCAUCAGUAGCUCUGCUGCAGCUGGUCUCCAGCGACUUGCUGCCCAAUCCCAGCAUGUUGGGUUCCCACGAAAUGUUGUAAAACUCAAGUGUCAGCACUGUAACCGCCUUUUUGCCACAAAACCGGAACUUCUUGACUAUAAGGGUAAAAUGUUUCAGUUCUGUGGCAAGAAUUGUUCUGAUGAAUAUAAGAAAAUAAAUAAUGUAAUGGCAAUGUGUGAAUAUUGUAAAAUUGAGAAAAUUGUAAAGGAGACUGUGCGAUUCUCAGGUGCUGACAAGUCAUUCUGUAGUGAAGGUUGCAAAUUGCUUUAUAAACAUGACUUGGCAAAACGCUGGGGAAAUCACUGUAAAAUGUGCAGUUAUUGUUUACAGACAUCUCCCAAAUUGGUACAGAGUAAUUUGGGGGGGAAAGUAGAAGAGUUCUGUUGUGAAGAAUGCAUGUCCAAAUAUACAGUUCUAUUCUAUCAGAUGGCCAAAUGUGAUGGUUGUAAGCGACAGGGUAAACUCAGCGAGUCCUUGAAAUGGCGAGGAGAAAUGAAACAUUUCUGUAACCUGCUUUGUAUCUUGAUGUUCUGUAAUCAGCAGAGUAUGUGUGACCCACCUUCACAAAACAAUGCAGCAAGUAUUUCCAUGGUGCCAGCUGCUUCAGCAGGGCCCCCGUCUCUAAGAAAGGAUUCAACUCCAGUUAUAGCUAAUGUAGUAUCAUUAGCUAGUGCUCCUGCUGCUCAGCCCACAGUGAAUUCUAACAGUGUCUUACAAGGUGCAGUUCCAACAGUAACAGCGAAAAUCAUUGGGGAUGCUAGUACACAAACAGAUGCCCUGAAACUGCCACCUUCCCAGCCCCCAAGACUUUUGAAGAAUAAAGCUUUAUUGUGCAAACCUAUCACACAGACUAAAGCCACCUCUUGCAAACCACAUACACAAAACAAAGAAUGCCAGACAGAAGACACUCCGAGUCAGCCCCAGAUCAUUAUGGUGCCAGUUCCUGUACCGGUGUUUGUGCCCAUACCUCUUCAUCUUUACACUCAGUAUGCACCAGUCCCGUUUGGGAUUCCAGUUCCAAUGCCUGUCCCUAUGAUUAUUCCAUCCUCAAUGGAUAAUGAAGAUAAAAUCACUGAGAGUAUUGAAGACAUUAAGGAGAAGCUGCCUUCACAUCCAUUUGAAGCUGAUCUCCUUGAGAUGGCAGAAAUGAUUGCAGAAGAUGAAGAGAAGGAGAAGACUUUAUCCCAGGGAGGAUCCCAAACUUCUGAACAGGAACUCUUUCUUGACACCAAGAUUUUUGAAAAAGACCAAGGAAGUACAUACAGUGGUGACCUUGAAUCAGAGGCAGUAUCUACUCCGCAUAGCUGGGAGGAAGAGUUGAAUCAUUAUGCCUUAAAGUCAAAUGCUGUGCAAGAGGCUGAUUCAGACUUGAAGCAGCUCUCAAAAGGGGAAACUGAGCAGGACCUGGAAGCAGAUUUUCCAUCCGAAUCCUUUGACCCACUGAGUAAAGGACAGGGAAUCCAGGCACGUUCCCGAACAAGGCGACGGCACAGAGAUGGCUUCCCUCAGCCCAGACGAAGAGGACGGAAGAAGUCGAUAGUGGCUAUGGAGCCCAGAAGUCUUAUUCAAGGAGCCUUUCAGGGGUGCUCAGUGUCUGGGAUGACACUAAAAUACAUGUACGGGGUAAAUGCCUGGAAGAACUGGGUUCAGUGGAAAAAUGCGAAGGAAGAGCAGGGGGAUCUGAAAUGUGGCGGUAUUGAACAUGCGGCAUCUAGCCCAUGUUCUGACCCUUUAGGAAAUGCUCAAGACCAUGCACUCUCUCAAGAAUCCUCAGAGCCAGGCUGUAGAGUCCGUUCUAUCAAGCUGAAGGAAGAUAUUCUGUCCUGCACUUUUGCUGAGUUGAGUUUGGGUUUAUGCCAGUUUAUCCAAGAGGUGCGGAGACCAAAUGGUGAAAAAUAUGAUCCAGACAGUAUCUUAUACUUGUGCCUUGGAAUUCAGCAGUACCUGUUUGAAAAUGGUAGAAUAGAUAACAUUUUUACUGAGCCCUAUUCCAGAUUUAUGAUUGAACUUACCAAACUCUUGAAAAUAUGGGAACCUACAAUACUUCCUAAUGGUUACAUGUUCUCUCGCAUUGAAGAAGAGCAUUUGUGGGAGUGCAAACAGCUGGGCGCUUACUCACCAAUCGUCCUCCUGAACACCCUCCUUUUCUUCAAUACCAAAUAUUUUCAACUCAAGAAUGUUACUGAGCACUUGAAGCUUUCCUUUGCUCACGUGAUGAGACGGACCAGGACCCUGAAGUAUAGCACCAAGAUGACAUAUCUGAGGUUCUUCCCCCCUUUACAGAAGCAGGAGUCAGAAUCAGAUAAACUCACUGUUGGCAAGAGGAAACGAAAUGAAGAUGAUGAGGUUCCAGUGGGUGUGGAGAUGGCCGAGAAUACUGACAACCCACUACGAUGCCCAGUUCGACUUUAUGAGUUUUACUUGUCAAAAUGUUCUGAAAGUGUGAAGCAGAGGAAUGAUGUGUUUUACCUGCAACCCGAGCGCUCCUGUGUUCCGAAUAGCCCCAUGUGGUACUCCACAUUCCCGAUAGACCCUGGGACCCUGGACACCAUGUUAACACGUAUUCUCAUGGUGAGGGAGGUACACGAAGAACUUGCCAAAGCCAAAUCAGAAGACUCUGAUGUUGAAUUAUCAGAUUAA